This is a messenger RNA of Bradysia coprophila, 1593 nucleotides long. RefSeq lists its product as uncharacterized. The record is from RefSeq and is a predicted model, not a curated record. NCBI's taxonomy places the organism in Eukaryota, Metazoa, Arthropoda, Insecta, Diptera, Sciaridae. Gene Ontology annotation, molecular function: GTP binding.
UAAUCGUGUAAAAUUUAUCCUACGCAAAACCAUCUGUGGUGAAGUAAAGACUGCACGCUGAACGAGAGGAACUUACCCAGUUAAUCUAUUAUAGCACUCGUUAUAGUACGUAGAUCUAACUUCUUUAUUCAACCAUCAUGGAGCGCAUGCAUCGACCAUUAGUUCAUCACAAAAUCGCCACUAGAAUGUUACGAUACAAGCCUAACGCUAUUCUUGUGGGAUUAACAGGAGCAGGUAAAACGUCCUUGGCUAACAAGUUGUGCGGAACAAGCCAUGAUGCAGGUGCUGGAAGAGGAAGUGUAACCCAAAAUAAUUUCCGAAACAAUGUGUCCGUCGGUAUGAAUUCAUUUUGGUUAAUCGAUACACCAGGAACGGACAGCUCUAACGAUACCUAUAAACAUGCGUUUUUAUUGCGAAGAGCGCUAACAUCGGCUGCCAUCAACACGAUAUUCGUUAUUAUUAAGUUUGAAAACCGUUUUGAGAAAAUGAUCGACAUUUUAUAUUCACAACCCGUGCACCUAUUUAAAAAGAAAAUUGUCGUCAUGAUUUCGCACCUGGAUCUGUCGCGCAACGGCGAAAAGGACUUUACAGAGAUUUGUGACUUAUUCGCCGAGCAAUGUCCUGAUGUUGUGAAUAUAAUAUUUUAUUCCGAACAAGGUCAAGCAGAUCAGAUUGCCGAUUGCAUGUUUUCGUGUAUUUCUAAUAUGAACGCGGACAAGCUUGAAAUAUCGGACGAAGAUUUUCACCUAAAAUUUAAUACUGUCCAGGCCACACUUCAAAUCAGACGAUCAUUCAAUGGGUAUAAAUGUGCAGCUCUAAAACUUGCAGGAGAGUACACGUCUUACCUUCACAGUGACGAUUUGGAAAGUCAUGCAAACGACAAAGAUGACGUCUUGCAUAUGAUGAUAGUUAAGUUCAAAAACGAUCUUGAUGAUAUGUAUGACGAUUUCGUCAGAGAACAUGGUCAUAAUAUGACGGAGAUGAACUACUUCACGUUUUCAAUUAAGAUGCAGGGCGAAAACGUUAAAUUGUGCGACGAAUUUUCCAAUGCAGUCAUACCACUCAUGUCUUACAAUUUGUUUGACAAUCAAGAUCCCCGAAAUUUAAUUAAACAAUGUCCUCAUUGUAAUCUAAUUUGGUUCAAAACGGAAGGCUGCGAUGGACAAACCACGUGUGGUAAUCGUCAAUUUGAAAAUCCAACUGGCGGUUCACUAUUGAGUCGAUUUUACAAGUUCGUAAUGACUCGCGUUAAUGGUAAACUUAAAAUUGACAAACAGAAAAUUAAUGAGAAGACACCUGCACCAACUCAAUCAACCCGAGUACACUCUUCAAAUUACAUGGGUUGUAAUACUGCAUUUGUGUGGAGAGAUCUUCCAAAACUGGAUGAUGAACUGAUUCUAAGUUUGUACAAGGUGAAAACAAUGGAUGAGGCAAAGGAAAUCAUAAAAGCGGAACGUUUCAGUAGAAUCAGCAAAAUCUACGAAAGUUCAAUUGACUCUAGUUUUUACAGUUAGAUUAUUUUGCUAACUUUUGUAACAAUAAUUGUAUUGCUUGAAUUGAAUACAUAGCCCUGCCCGGCUUCAGGUUGAAAUA